Messenger RNA from Drosophila grimshawi, 2472 nucleotides. RefSeq names its product exocyst complex component 3 (gene Sec6). Gene Ontology annotation, cellular component: exocyst. The record is from RefSeq and is a predicted model, not a curated record. Gene Ontology annotation, molecular function: SNARE binding. The transcript is spliced from 2 exons. Gene Ontology annotation, biological process: exocytosis; exocyst localization. The coding region runs from base 77 to 2293 and encodes 738 amino acids. Lineage: Eukaryota; Metazoa; Arthropoda; Insecta; Diptera; Drosophilidae.
CGUUUAUCGGAUGGCAAAAGAAAAACUUAAAACCAAAAGUUAAUCACAACUUAAAUUAAAUAUAUUUACAACUACAAUGGAUUUGCAACAAUUGGAAGAAGAAGCACGGCAAGCAGCAUUGAAGGAUAUACAGAACAUGCUUCAGCGGCCAGGGCAGCUGGAGAAGGUGGAGCAAUACCGUCAUCGCAUUGCAAGAAAGAAAGCCUCCGUGGAGGCGUUGCUGAAGACCGGUAUGCAAAACCAGCUGGAGGGUGUUCGUGUUGGUCUUAAGCAGCUGGAGACCUGUAUGCAGGAUGUGCGCGAGGUGCGUCGCCGUAUGGUCGAAGUGGAGCGUCUGCUCGAAGGCGUGCCCGAAGUCUACGAUGCGCUGGAGGUGGUGCGCGAGGAGAAUACAAAGCACUCCCAGUACGCGACCGCGAUGGAGAACCUCAAGCAUAUUUUCAACGUGGAUGCGAGUGUACAGAAGACAAUGGCGCUCAUAGACGAGGACAAACUGUUGAAUGCGCAUCAGUGCCUGGCGGAUCUGGAAAAUUCACGCGAUGAUCUUCUCUACGAGCUGCACAAGCAGCCCAAGCAACACGCCUCCGAUAAGAUUACGCUCAAGCGUCACUUUGAGAAGGUCGAUCAGGUGUCGCAAGCGCUGGAGAAAAAACUGCGUCUCAUCAUUAGUCGCACUCUGAACACGGUGCGCAAGAAGCCAACAGUAAUUGUGACGGCUUUACGCAUCAUCGAGCGCGAAGAGAAGAACGAUCAAUUUGCUCUGCAGCAACAGAAAGUCACCAAUUUCCUGCCACCAGGUCGGCCAAAGGCGUGGCGCAAAAUGAUUAUGGAUGUGCUGCAGGCAGCUGUAGUCACACGCAUCGAGGGCUCCAAGCUGGAGGAGCGUGCGGACAAUAAAUUGUGGCUGGUGCGUGACUUGGAGAUACUGCGUCAGAUCAUUCUGGAGGAUUUGCGUGUGGUCAAGUCACUGUGCGUGCCCUGCUUUCCACCGCACUAUGAUAUUUUUAAUGAGUAUGUCAAGUUCUAUCAUGAUGGCCUCUCGAGCUAUCUGGACAACAUUGUUAAGUCGGGACUGCAGGGCAAUGAGUAUGUCUCGAUGCUGGCCUGGGUGAUGCACACAUAUCCGGGUGCUGAUCUUAUGUCGCAUGCAGAUCUCAAUGUGGAUGUGCUAAAGUUGCCGCAUCCGCUGCUGCAUCCGGAGCACUUGAAAUCGCUGGAGGAUGAGUAUCUGCAGAAUAUGGAGCGCAACUAUCAGGAUUGGAUGAAGAAGACCGUCGAUUCGGAGAAACAGGAGUGGUACUCAGAAAUGCUGCCCGAUCAGCGGGAUCAUUAUUACAAUAGUGCCGGGCCCGUCAUCAUAUUCGAGAUGAUUGACCAGCAUCUGCAGGUGACGAAUACGAUACACCAGGAGCUAACAUUCAAGGCGCUCGUCCUGAGCAUUCAACAGGUGGAGCUCUUUGGCCAGACGUAUCUGAAGAAUGUCAUCGAAUUGAAGGAACAUCAUUUUCGCAAUCGCGAUCAGAUCAAAUAUUUUACACACUAUAUCAUUACGAUUGUAAACAACAGCCAGAAUGUUGUUGAGAUGGCCCAGCAGAUGAAGCAUCUGUUCUGGCCCAAAUCUCGCACCGAACACUACGAGGACUUUGAGAAGCUGCUGGCAACGUUUCAGCGCAUUCGGGCGCAUGCCGCCAACUAUUUGCUGGAGGAGGCCUUCCUGGACAUGGAGUGCCAUUUCAAUGAUCUGUUCACCAUCAAGUGGCUGGGCAGCAGCAUUGCUGUGGACACAAUUUGUGUCACUCUCGAUGAUUACUUCCAGGACUAUAAUCAUCUGCUGCCAGCCAACUUCGAGAUGGUCAUCAAUGAGGCACAGAAACUUCUGGCCAAACGUUACAUUCGCGCCCUGCUCUCCAAGCGACUGUCGAAGACGCGCAGCGAGUGUGAUGCGGUCACGCGCAAAAUUAACCAGGAGGCAAAGCGCAUUAAACAGUUCUUUGAGAAGAUUGCGCCAAAGAUUUCACUGAGCGAUUCUCCGCUGGAUUUGAUAACGACGCUAUCUGCUCUAAUUAUUGCGGAUAUUGAAUUGCUUGCCUUGGAUUUGCAUACGCUGCUGGGCAGCUAUCCAUCGCUCACGGAAGAUCAUCUGGUGCGAUUAUUCUACAUACGCAACGAUGUUAAGGCGGCCGAGGUGCGCGAGAAGGUGCAGGAUGCCAUGAAGUCCAAGAAGUCCAUGGUCAGCAUUGCCAAACAGGAUUGUAUCUUCAAAGAGAUCGUAUUUAGUGAUAAACUAUGGUAGUGCAACGAAAAAAAAACUAUUUACUAGGCAUAUUUAUACUGCUUAUAUCACAAGCACAAUGAUCGCUCGCUAAAUGGAAUGAUAUGUUUCCAAAAUUGAUGCUACAUCGCAAACAUAUACAAAAUGUAUUAAUUUAAUGUGCACUUUUUUUAAAUAAAUUAAUAUCUCAAGAUAAAUUU